Pristis pectinata (smalltooth sawfish) is the source of this 4554-nucleotide messenger RNA. It is a transcript of the gene slc35a5, whose product is annotated as solute carrier family 35 member A5. The record is from RefSeq and is a predicted model, not a curated record. Gene Ontology annotation, molecular function: pyrimidine nucleotide-sugar transmembrane transporter activity. Gene Ontology annotation, cellular component: Golgi membrane. Gene Ontology annotation, biological process: pyrimidine nucleotide-sugar transmembrane transport. Lineage: Eukaryota; Metazoa; Chordata; Chondrichthyes; Rhinopristiformes; Pristidae.
CUGGCGCAUGCGCGGUCUGCGGCCGUGACGACAGCAAUGACCGUCGUCAUGGACCUAAUGAAAGGGUGCGGGGAACUGUUGUCUGGAAGUACUGGGAAUGGAGCCAUCCAGGGGCUUUCAGGUGUGUGGGGCAGUGUGGGCGAUGUUUAACUCCGGUCAGUUACUUCUGGAGUGACUAGAGAGGAGGCCUGCCGUCCGUGGGCCAGAGUGACUGUGUUUGGCCGGUGGUGAAGGAGGCUCACGGUCAGCGGAUGGCUCAGGCGACGGCUGUUUCUUUUGAACAAGAAAAUUAAGGAGUGAGAUUUGACAUAAGGACGAGUGCCAGCUACCAGAAAUUCAUUAAAUUUUCUUAAAAGAUCAUCAGUUUACACACUGACCAAAGGCUGGAAUUAGAAAUGGUAUCCAAAUGUUGUGCUUUCUCAUGCUCCUGCUCAUUGGGGUAUACACUGAUGCUGGGUGCAUUGUAUGUCAUCCUUGGCUGCAGUCGGAUUCUCCUAAUGAAGUUUUCUGCCAAUGAAGAGAAUAAGUACAACUACUUACCAGCCACAGUGAAUGUAUGUGCAGAGACUGUAAAACUGAUAUUUUGUUGCAUUCUAGCACUAAGAGUCCUAAUACAAGAGGGGCGGACGUGCAAGGAUUUGAAAUGUUCCUCUUGGCGCAAUGUUUUUCAGUUUAUGAAAUGGUCUGUUCCAGCACUUCUCUUUGUGGAUAACUUAAUUGUCUUCUAUGUGUUGGUCUACCUCCAGCCAGCAAUGGCAGUUUUGUUUUCAAAUUUUGUUAUUAUCACAACGGCUCUUCUGUUCAGAAUUGUUCUCAAGCGGCGCCUGUCCUCAGUGCAAUGGGCAUCACUUAUGAUUUUAUUCCUUUCCAUUGUGGCUCUUGUAUCAGGGACUGGAGAAGCCCAAGAUACUAUACCUAGGCACAUAUCUAAUCAUUAUGUGCACCUCAGUGCAUCAAAUAGCUGCUUCUCGUUUGUAACAUCUCAGGAUGAAAAUGCACAGCACCAGCUACGGAUCAAUCUCACAACAGCAGCUCCAAAAUGGGACACUAGUUCAUUCAAAAAACUUGGCCUUGGUUUUGGCCACCUUUUUAUAAUUAUACAAUGUUUUGUUUCUUCCAUGGCUAAUAUUUAUAAUGAAAAAAUGCUGAAAGAAGGAGAUCAACUGACUGAAAGUAUUUUCAUUCAGAAUAGUAAACUGUACUUCUUUGGAGUUAUAUUCAAUGGACUGAUAUUACUACUUCGAUCUGAAUCUCGCACCCACAUCCAAAAUUGUGGAUUUUUCUAUGGGCACAAUAUGUUUUCUGUGGCUUUAAUCUUUACCACUGCUGCCUUUGGACUGUCUGUGGCUUUUAUCCUGAAAUUCAGGGACAAUAUGUUUCAUGUCCUCACUGCCCAAAUAAUAACUGUUAUCAUAACUACAGUAUCUGUAUUUGAAUUUGAUUUUAAACCUUCACUGACUUUUUUAUUAGAAGUUCCUGUGGUAUUCCUGGCAAUAUUUAUUUACAAUUCCAGCAGGAUAAAGGACCCAAUGUAUAUCCUACAACAAGAGAGACUGAAGGUUAUAAAUGGUGAACUUCUGGAACGUUCCAGUGGGGAUGGUGAGGAAUUGGAAAGAUUGACCAAACCAAAUAAGGAUUCUGAAACAGAAGAAGAUUCCUUCUAGAAUAUUAAAUUAAACAAUGUAUUUGCUUCAUUAAAUGAAUGCUCCUCACAGGAUGUGAAUUAGCUACCUAAUUUCUUCUAUACAUCAGUUGUUUAGGAAAUGUGGACCAUACCUCAUUUGCACUGGAAUUUUUCUAAAGUAACUAAGAAGUCAGAUGGAUUUCACAUCAACAUUCCCAGCCUGGUUAUGAAAUAACACAGGAAUGACUAAUUUCCAGCUUGUCUGCUGGUUGGACUACCUUGUAAAACUAUAUGAUGAACUUCCAUUGACCUGGAUUUUGUGGAAGGAAGAAUGCUCUUUGCUCAUUAUGCUUAUAACUGUCCUUUGAUUUUGUUGGCUAUUGUAUGGCAUUCUCUACAAGCAAUCUGUGAUGUGUGAGAAUAAGAAAAGCACGGAUGUGCCUCCUUAGUGAAUCAGACUGAAGAAUCCUUACUGGGAUAUACAGUGGAGGUUACUGAUCGGGGGCUUGUGAACAGAUGGGAGUAUGUAAAAUCUGGGGAAACUAACUGUUAAGAACCUAGCUCUGUUCCAGGAGGUAGAGUGGAAAGUAUUUUCCAAGUUUUACUACAGGCAUUCAGCAGCUUCACAAGGCAAAGAUGUCUUUGGAGAGAUUGUAAGUGCCUUUACAGGGAAGAGAGGACCAGGAAUGUUUUCUCUUGGUUCUCUAGUCCAUUCGGUUCUUGGGGAUUAGACUAUCCUACUUUUCAGUGAAGCCAAACCAGUCAAUCUGACUGAAUUUGGGCAGGAGAUCUGACAGGGGCAAAUGAUAUGCUUUAGAGUUGGUCUCCAAAGCAUCCAGGGAACGGCAACUACUAGUUCCACCCCCUACUUCCAUUGCAAUAUCUAGCACACAGUAUCUAAAACAAGAAGGAUUGUUGGAAUGUUCAAUAUAAUAUGUUUUAAUAAUUAAUUACCAGUUUUUAAUUGCAAGUUUAAACUAGUUCGGCACAACAUAGUGGCCAAAGAGCCUGUUCCUGUGCUGCACUGUUCUAUCUCCAACAAAAAUUAAAAUGCAAAAGAAAUCUUCAGCAACAUCUCUAGCAAUGAUUUUUUUUCUAGUAGUAAUUAAAAUCAAUCACUAUUAAGUUUUCACUAAUACAAGAGCAUACCCCUAACUUUUUCUAGUAUGCUUAGUAGUUUCUGAAAUAGAAAAUGUGGUGGUUUGGAUGGCUUUCUAGGAGAUGCUACUGCAGCUUCAUACCCUUCAUGUAAAACAAUGCUCUAUCUCUUAGCAGUAUACUACUUGAGUAAAGUUUGUGCAGAAGCAAGACAUUUUGGAAAGGAACUUGCUGUUAUCCAUGCACAUUACACACAAGGAUACGGGAUGCUGUCUGAUAGAAACCCUCCAUGGUAUCUUAAUGCAAAAUCCAGACCACUACAUAUGUCCUCUUUGUACUACAGUUAAUCCAUCACAUAAAAGUAAUAGUAUUUUCUGUCAUUUCAAUGUAACAAUUAUUUGCAAACAAAUCAUAAGCAAUGAUAAUUGAACUGUACAUGGAAAACAAACACCUUUUCUGGCAUUUAUGUUAAUAAUUAACCUCGGGGAAUUAUACUGAGGAUGAAAAUAAGUAAAAGUAGUUUGAUUUAAAAAUACAGGCAAAUAAGUUUCAAAAAUGUGUUGCAUAUAGUUUAAAAAUUAUCUAGCUCAAAGAAAAUGCACAGUGCUUUGAAUAUCUUGCUGUAGAAGUUUUUAAGUAGCACAAUUGUAUUUAAUAACUAAUAUCUAUGAGUUGAUGCAAUAGUUGAUAUUGGAGAUUUAAUAAAUAUGGCCAUUAGCUUCUAGCCUUAGUUCAAUAAAAUCAUGUUACAAACAGUAGUUAUGUGGAAACUGAUGGAUCCAAGUCUUUUCAGUAUAAUAACUUAUAUAGUGCCUAUCACUACCCUGGGAUGUCUUAAGAGGCUUUACAGCUAAUGAAGUUUUUUCAAUUCCAGUCGCUGUUGUAAUGUGCUCAGCAAUUUGAUAAUGACCAAAUUAUCUGAUUUAGUGAUAUUCACUGAGGCACAAAUAUUGAAAAGGACAAAGAUAAUAACUUCCCUCCACUUGCUCGUUAUAGUGCCAUGGGAAAACAUCACCUCUGACAUUGUAACAGUGCAAUAUCAGCCUAGAUACUUUGAACCCAUUACCUUCUGACUUAAGAGGCUUAGAAUGCCACUGACUGGUUGAUACAAGAAUAUAACAUCUGAACCAUGACUGUAAAUUCUUUGUAACGAUUAAUGCAAACAUCUUUCUUGGAUAGAGAAAGUGAUGGGCCACAGUUUCCUGCUAGCAGCAAACAGCCCACACUCACACUUCAAAAUGUCAUACUUUUUGAAGAUUCCCUCUGUUUCAACUUGCUGCUGUGUCCCAGGUCAAUUUGAAGUAGUGUGCAGCAGCAGGGCCUUAAGUGUUUUCAUGUGCAGCGGAUGGUGCAGAAUGAGACAUGCCCAUGAAACACAUGGGGAAAAGGUGUUGACAUUUAGCUAGGCCAUACUCCUUGGGGUAGCCAGCUGGCAAACCUAUCCAAACAUUGUCUGAUUUUUGGCUUACAGAAACAUUCAUGAAAUUCAAACGAUUAAUAAUGAAUCAAACAAAAUCUUUUAAAUAAACAAGCUCAAACACCCAAGAACACAUCAAAUGUUUAACCAAACUAUAUGCAAAGGAAUGUAAAUUAUUUAAUGUACCUUGCUUCCUUCCUGCAGGCCCUCUGUAUUCAAAUGAAUGGAUUUACAGUUUUUGCUAACUUGGCACAGAGUCAGACAGAAUCCCUGGUGUAAAUGCUGGAGAGCUGCUGCAACCUUGUGCAUUGUUGUGUCCCAUAAUAAAAAAUCUAACAUCUGCAACUUUCUGUCUUACUUCAGUCAUCGUGCUUGCAGCAUCAGAGCAUAUAUGUAUAGGUAGGUAAGAAAGCUG